UCUCUCCCCACCAUGGAAUUCAUUCAGAUCGUCCAGCGGCCGGCAUACUCCCAAAGGCCCUACGGCGUGCUCAGAUCCCCCUACAUUGAGCACCCUGGCUGUUCCGUGCUGUGCAACCACCCAACAGCGCCGCAUAGUCACAGGGCGCUGCUCAACGUCACGCGGGCGUCAUGGCUUCAGGAGGUCCGCGCCCACAUGGCGAGGGCGGGCACGACACAGGUGGAGGGAGACGGGGACACGGGGGACAGAAGGACCCCCUCCAGCAUGCCCUUUACCCCCCUGGGCACGGAGGGGCUUCAGGUGAACAUCCCGGAGGAGUUCCUGGCUCGCUUCGCCCGCUCCGACUCCCGUCCCGACUCACCCGCACCGACUCUCCUCGUCCACACCUCUCGACUCGCGCCUUUCAGGAGAUGUGUGACCCCUGACACCCUCGAGCCUGUGAGACGACCUCGACGACCUGUCCUCCGCCGCGCCACCAGCCUGCCCGCCUGCCUGCACGACCUGACCACCACACGACCCCAGACCUUCCCCAGUGCACCAGCGGGUCGAGGUGGAGGGCGACGUAAGCAGGGAAGAUUCGAGGCCGACUUCACCACCAAACUCUCGAAGCAGCUGGACCUCGUGGCCAAGGGGAGCAGCAGCAGCAAACAGCAGACUCAGAGAGACCAACAGAGCAACAGGAAAGGAAGGGGGGAGAGGACAGAGGAACCAGCUCAAAGGACAGGACAGCGAAGAUUCGGGUCUUGGGGGCGAGAAGAAGCCGGCGAAGCGACGCCCACGACGAGGGGGCAAGAAGAAGGGCGAGGAGGGCGGGCUGGACGAUCCCGGCCAGACUGGGGUCUCGACGGUGAACGACAGCCGGGCCGGGUCUGGGCGUCGGUCCGGCAGCGCCCACUCCUCGAAGCCGACGUCCGCCCGCUCGUCCAAGUCGUCCUCGGCCCAUCGGAGGCUCCACGACCCUCUCUCGUACGACCCGAAGCAAUUCCUCGGAAGACAGCCACCCUCCUGAAGACGGCUCCGAACUGGCCAAGCUGCAGGAGGCGCUCGGGGGAGGUCCUGCCACCAACCUGACGGAGGCGGAGGUCUUCUGGCUGAGUCUGCCCCGGAGCCCUUCCCACAGGGCGGCCGUGUUCACACCCCGUGCAGAUGAACUC
Molecule: messenger RNA, 1154 nt
Organism: Penaeus vannamei (Pacific white shrimp)
Lineage: Eukaryota; Metazoa; Arthropoda; Malacostraca; Decapoda; Penaeidae
Source: RefSeq, a predicted model, not a curated record